Molecule: messenger RNA, 291 nt
Organism: Trichoderma asperellum CBS 433.97
Lineage: Eukaryota; Fungi; Ascomycota; Sordariomycetes; Hypocreales; Hypocreaceae
Source: RefSeq, a predicted model, not a curated record
AUGGCUUCAAGUUUUACCUAUACCAUGCUCAAUGGCAGCGACAGUGCGAGCAACCCCGCCUCAGCUGCUAGCAAGGGCGACUCCCAACGCGCCCGUCUCCACUGUGCCGAUAACAUCAAUCGCUUCCUGGUCGAUCAGGAUCAAUGCGCCCCAGUUGGCCUUGGGCCUGUUCAGACACAAGACGAGACCAAAGCUGCGGGUGAAGCUCGCGCAUCGGCAAAUAUUAGUGCUUUUAAUAGGCAGUUUGGCUGUGGCAAUACGCCCCCAGGGACUAAGUCUACGCAAAAAUAA